Patella vulgata (common limpet) is the source of this 4169-nucleotide messenger RNA. RefSeq lists its product as uncharacterized. The record is from RefSeq and is a predicted model, not a curated record. Gene Ontology annotation, biological process: protein import into nucleus. NCBI's taxonomy places the organism in Eukaryota, Metazoa, Mollusca, Gastropoda, Patellidae. Bases 9 to 2099 code for a protein of 696 amino acids. Gene Ontology annotation, cellular component: nucleus; cytoplasm. Gene Ontology annotation, molecular function: nuclear import signal receptor activity. The transcript has 17 exons.
AGGUGAAAAUGGCUGACAAGGUAAUCGAACAGCUUUGUAACACAGCUAAAAUUGAACGUGACAGGGGCUGUGUAGAAUUAGAAAAAUAUCUGAGUGAAGCAGAAGCGAGCGAAGUUAAAGAAUUUGAAGAAAAGCUCUUAUACAUAUUGACAAACCCAUCCUCGCCAUGGGAAUCGAAACAUGGAGCAUUGAUGGGAUCAAAAUAUAUUUUGGUAAACAAUAAUUAUAAACAUGACGGUUCCGAUGCGUUUUCAAAAGAUAUUCGAGAAAAAGCUGUAUUACUUCUUGAAGACGAGGAAUUCAGAGUAAGAAUAGCAGCAGGUGAGGUAAUUGGUGCAUUGUGUAAGAAGAUUGGUACUAAUGUCUAUAAAGAUACAAAGGUUAAAAUACUAGAAGGUAUUAAAACAAACCUAGAAAGACAAACAUUAUCAGAUGAAACCACUGAUAAAUUAGCUGAUAAAUUGGCACCAGAAAAUCUUUUACCAGCAGAGAGUUCUGAAAAUAGUUCUGAAUAUUACUUGUUGACAAAGCAACAGAAGAGCAUUACAGAUGCAGCUCAGAUCUUUCAUGAUACAGCAGGAUGGAAAUCACUUGAAACCUGGAUGAAAUGUCUACAGAAUGUAAUAGAAGGGUGUGGUUAUGGUUUUAAUGAGUUUGUAGAUCAGGAUUUAUUAGAUCUUGUAUUCAGUUCUUUAACUCAUACUAAUAGAUUUGUUCGAGAGACUGGAUAUUAUGUGUGUUCAUCUCUAGUAGGUUGUGGAUUUAAUGAUACAGUAUCUGAUAGUGAAAGAGGUCAACAUUUAGAGGGUAAUGCUAUAUAUCAACAUGGUGAACAAUUUGCUGAUUAUUUAGGACGGGGUCUGUCUGAUAACUGGAGUCAGGUCAGAUUAGCAGGAUCAGUAGCAACUAGAAGAUUUUUAACCAGUUUACCAUCAGAUGAAAGAAGAGAAAAAUUCUAUCCCAUACUUUUACCUAGAAUGUGUUUAAACAGAUAUUAUGUAGCUGAAGGUGUGCGUAUAUAUUCUCAAGAUACAUGGAAACAGAUAACACAUGGUGAAGGAAGAAAUUUAGUAGAGAGGCAUAUGCCAUCUGUUGUAAAUUAUUAUAUAGAACAAAGUGAUGCUGAUAAUCAUGCUGUAAGAGAAGCAGCUUGUGCUUGUAUUGCUGAAUUGGGCUUAAAGGCUGAUAAGGCAGUUGUUAGUCCAUAUAUCAGUAAAUUAUUAGAAGCUUUAUUAAUAUGUUUCAAUGAUGAUAGUUGGCCUGUUAGAGAUGCUGCUUGUGUAGCUUGUGGUAACUUUGUUUUAUGUUUUCCUGAUGAAUCAAGGGACAGCAUGCCAGAAUUGUAUCCAUUAUUUUUUAAUAAUUUACAAGAUAAUAUAGCAUCUGUAAGACAAGGUGCUGCCAUAGCAUUAGCUAAUGUUGUUAAAGCUUAUGGUGAAGAGAGUAGUGAGAUAAUAUUAAAUAAGGUUAAAGAAGGUUUAGAAGGUAUAGAGAAACAACCAGCUAAUACAGAGAAAUAUGGUGAUCUGGAUAAAGGUCCAGCUACCUAUGGUGUAGUUAAACGAUUACGUGAUAAUGAUAUGGACUUACAUACAGAUAAUCAGAUGUAUUCUUGUGGUUCCUUGGCACCAAAGAUGGGUCGGGGUAACAGAAGUGGAGGUUGUAUGGAUCAUAAAUUUCGUAAACCAUCAGAACCCUGGGAACUGGCAGAUGGAUGUAUAAAUCUAUUAUCUGAGUUAUCUACCAUAUCCUCUCUAUCUAAAUCAGUGUGUCAGCUAUUACCUACAUUAUCUAAAGCUGUAUCAUAUCAAGAUUAUACACAACAUGUUUCUUUGUUAGAAACGUUCUGUAAACAGUUACCAUGUAUUGCCAAAGGAUUGGGUAAAAGGCCAUUCAAGAUGUAUUUAGAAAUGUUUUUGGACAGUUUGUUUCAAAGCUUGAGAUCUGAUAACAUUUUAACGGCUAAUGCAGCUAACGAAUGUUUGAAUCAGUUGAGUAAUUUUAUUGGACCAUCGAUAUUCAGAGGUAGAGUGGAACUUUAUGAUAGAAAAUAUCUGGAACAACUUGAUAGAAGUCUUCCACCACAUGCACCAAUGUAAAAUACUUAAGUUAAAAUGAUAAGUAGUGAGGGUAUAUCAGUGUUCAUUGUUUGAAUUAUAUGUACCUCUGUUAUACUUAAAUCAAAAGUAGAUAUACUUAAAAACAUGUUUAUGCUCCAAGCUAUUAAUGCCAUGAUAUACAGAAUUGAAGAGAAUGAAAAUUACAAUCUUUAGGUGUUGAUUUGCAUAAUCUGAGUUAAAAUAAUUACUACAUUCAGUAUUUUUGAUCUUUAGAUGUUCAUUUGUGUAAUCUGACUAAAGUUGAUAACUAAAAUUUGCACUUAUCUUUAGGUGUUUUAAUAGGAUAAAGUGGAUAACUGUAUAUGCAACUUUUGAUCUUAAUUUGGGUAAUCUGAGUAAAGUUAACUACUAAGAUCACUAGUGAUUUAAGUUUCAUUUUAAAUGCAUAAUCUCACAGAAUUUAGCACUUUUGAUCCUAUGUUAGUUUAUGUAAUCUGAAUGAAGUUCAUUACACAAAUUAGUAAUUUUGAUUUUAGCUGUUAUAUUUGUGUAAUCUGAAGAUAAAUUGUUUAUUAAAAUUGGUAAUUUUGAUGGUUAUUGUGAUCUUAGUAAACUGGUUACAAAAAUUUGUAAUUUUGAUCUUUAUUUGUUAAUUAGUGUAAUAUUGUUAACGUUAUAAUAUACAAUUUGCACUUUCGAUCUUCAGGUAUCAAUAUGUGAUUUCAUAUUUCUAAAAUCAGUACUUUUAAUCAUUAGGAAUUAAUUUGUGUACACCAAGUGAAAUUUUUAUACUAAAAUUAAUACUAUUAUUAAUUCUGAUCUGCAAGAAACAAAUUACUAAACUUGAGGGCCAUAUGAUCACAUUUCUAAUCAAAUUUUAUUUUUUUAACACUUCAAUACUCUAGUUUAAAGAUACAUUAUGGGAGAUAAGAUAAAGAGUUGGUAGUUCUAACUAUAAUAGUUAAAAACUAGGUAAUGUAAAUGGAAUUUGCUGAAAAUUUCAGUCAAAUUGAUCCACCCUGAACCGAGUAUUUAGCGAUUGAAUUUUGGGCCUAGCCUCGAUCCGCAUUGUCACUUGGAUAAAAAACAUAGUCUCGCAGCAGACCAGGUUCUAAUCCAGUAAAUAUUGCAGGCUAGCGAUGCGAUGCGAUCGGGAGUUGAUUAUGAUCUGGAUAAGUUAAUUAAUGUCUAAUUAAAAAUUUAGAUAACAUUUCAGGCCUAAAGAAAGACCUGCAAUAGGCAGAUUUAGCUCUUGCAUAAUGUAUGUUUAAACUCUUGUGUACCCAUGGCCUUUUGUUUAUCAUACUUAUAUUUGUCACACUUGUGUACAAGAUAUAAUUUUCAAUUGAAUUGAACCCUAAGUUAAUUUUUGAAGCUAAGGUUUUAAAAAAAAUUAUAUCAAUGCCUUUUGUACUGAGCAUAUUUUUUCUCUGUAUAUAGCCUAUUGUGAUUUAUGUACAUAUGAGUGAUUCAUCACGCUAAAUAAAAUAUCAAAAUAAUGUAUAAAAUCAUAAAACUUUAUGCCAGAAGUGUUAAUCAGCAGAUAUUUAACUUUCUUUUCUUUUAAAUUUAUUUGUAUGUCCUUUUGUGCAGUAUAUGUUAGAAAACUUACAAAAUUUAUUAAAUUUUAAAUUUAUUUGUAUAUCCUUUUGUGAAGUAGAUGGUAGAAAACUUGUAAAAUUUAUUAAAUGGCCCUGGAUUGUGAAGCAAAUCAAAACACAACUACACCAUACCGACAACACAGAAUAUUACUUCAAAAUAAUAAUUAUGUUACCUGGAGAAAAGAUUCUUUAAAAAAAUUGGUAAUUAUAAGAUAUCUAUGGGGUUCCACUUUUAUUUACAUUGUCUAUUACAAUAAUAAUAAUUACUUUUUAGGGCUUUUAAAAUUAUAUACAGUUUAAAACACAAAAUAUUGUAUUGAUGUUUGUCAUGUUUUAAGUUUAAUAUUUUGACAUAAAUAUUUUCACUUGUACAACAUAAAGUAUAAUUAUACAUAUUCCCUCCUGUAAUACUAUGUAUUGUUAUACCCAAAAUGUCAGCUUUAAUUUUAUAUACUUGUUGUUGUAUAAAUUCUUAAAAGAAAUAAAAUUUGAUUUUCAAUUAAGAAAA